UUAUCAUUUUAAAUGCAGGAUGUUGUGUUCCAGUGGCUCACAACAGGAGACAUCCACCUAAACCAGAUUGAUGCUGAGGACCCAGAGAUUUCCGACUACACGAUGGUACCAGACACUGCCACCCUUUCAGAGCAGCUCCGAGUGUGUCUCCAGGAGGGCGAUGAGAACCCUCGUGAUUUUACCACCCUCUUUGACCUGUCCAUUUACCAGCUGGAUACCACCUGCCUCCCCAAGGUCAUCAAGUCAGUACUGAGGCUGCCUGGGCUCCACACUGCAGUCCACUGUUUGAAAACAUGAGCCUGAAGACAGUAGUUAGGUCAUAGCAGAUGCAACAGGAGAACGUGUUCUCAGAUCUGUGAUGACGUC
Peromyscus leucopus (white-footed mouse) is the source of this 366-nucleotide messenger RNA. RefSeq names its product intraflagellar transport protein 52 homolog. Lineage: Eukaryota; Metazoa; Chordata; Mammalia; Rodentia; Cricetidae. Gene Ontology annotation, biological process: cilium assembly; intraciliary transport. Gene Ontology annotation, cellular component: cilium; intraciliary transport particle B; centriole. The transcript is spliced from 2 exons. The record is from RefSeq and is a predicted model, not a curated record. The coding region runs from base 13 to 297 and encodes 94 amino acids.